AACUGGAGCUCAGCUUCAGAACACAUAUUCAAAUGAUAACUCUAACAGUGUGGCAGACAACACUGCUUUAAAAUAAGAGUCCACCAUCUGAAGGUGAAGAGGCCACUGAAUCUGAGACAAAACCACCUAAAUGCAAGUGGAGACAUGGGGAAAGGCUUGUACAUCAGCAAAGCGGUGGCAGUAACCUGUGUGGUUGUAGCCAUCGCCGCCUUCGCCACCAUCAUAGCCCUGUCUGUGGUUUACGCUCAGGAGAAGUCCAAGAAUGAAGUGACAUCUACAUCCACCACCAGCCCUACCGCCACCACCUCCCCGGGCAGCACCACGGCAUCCGUCCCAAAGGAGCCCUGGCAGCGCUACAGACUUCCAGACUCCCUUACUCCUAUCUCCUACAAUGUGACCUUGUGGCCCCGGCUGGAGCCCAUCACAGAUGACCUGUACAUCUUCACUGGACACUCCGCAGUGGUUUUCAGAUGUGUGAGGGAGACUGACCUCAUCCUCAUCCACUCCAACAAGCUGAACCUCACCACCUUCGAGGGAUACCAUGCCCAGUUGAAAGCCUUGAAUGGAGGCUCUGCUCCCACCCUGAAAAAAACCUGGCUGGAGGUUCCCACCCAGUACCUGGUGGUCCAGCUCAACAGCCCACUGCAGGCUGGCAAUACGUACGAGCUCUUCACUCAGUUUGUUGGAGAGCUGGCCGACGACCUGGGAGGAUUCUACAGGAGUGAAUACUCUGAAGAUGGGGUGAAGAAAGUUGUGGCCACAACUCAGAUGCAGCCAACAGAUGCCAGGAAAGCCUUCCCUUGCUUCGAUGAGCCAGCUAUGAAAGCUGUCUUCCACAUGACUCUCAUUCACCCCCAGGAGACCGUGGCUCUGUCCAAUGCCAUGAACUACGACCCUGUUAACAUCACCGUGGAUGGCCAGAAUUUAAUCCAGACAAGAUUUGAACCCACAGAGAUUAUGUCAACCUACUUGCUGGCUUUUGUUGUCUGUGAUUUUGCCUACAUUGGGACGAAUCCAAGUGCCCAAGUUUUGAUCAGGAUCUGGGCUCGCAGGAAGGCCAUAGAGGAGGGCCAAGGAGACUAUGCCCUUGAAAAGACUGGACCCAUAUUGGCGUUCUUUGAGGACUACUACAAUUCUUCCUACCCCCUGAAGAAAUCAGACCAGAUCGCUCUUCCUGACUUCAGUGCUGGAGCCAUGGAGAACUGGGGCCUGAUCACCUACAGAGAGACUGCCCUUUUAUAUAAUCUUGGUGUGUCGUCCAAUGGAGACAAGGAGUGGGUUGCAACAGUCAUCUCUCAUGAGCUCGCUCAUAUGUGGUUUGGGAACUUGGUGACCAUGAAGUGGUGGAAUGACUUGUGGCUCAAUGAGGGAUUUGCCACCUACGUCUCUUAUCUUGGAGCCAACUACGCUGAACCAAUGUGGAAUAUGACAGAUUUAAUUGUUCUGAAUGAGAUUAUUGGUGUGAUGGCUGUGGACGCUUUGGCCGCCUCCCAUCCCCUUUCAACCAAAGAGGAGGACAUCCUGAAGCCAGAGCAGAUCAGUGAACUGUUCGACGCCAUCACAUACAGCAAGGGCGCUGCAGUCCUCAGGAUGCUCUCAGAGUUCAUCACUGAGACCGUCUUUUCCAAAGGACUCCAUACAUACUUAGAGGAGUUCAAGUACAAAAACACAGUCUACACAGACCUCUGGAAGCAUCUGCAAAUGGCAGUGGAUAACGCUGGCAUAAAGCUGCCCUAUUCUGUGGAGGUUAUCAUGAACCGAUGGAUCCUUCAGAUGGGUUUCCCCGUGGUCACCAUCGACACCAAGACUGGAAAAAUCACCCAGAAACACUUCCUAUUGGAUCCAGACUCUGUAGUGGACAGACCUUCAGAGUUCAAUUACGAGUGGUUUGUUCCUAUUACGUGGAUUAAGACUGGUGCACCUGAACAACAGUACUGGCUUGUUAACAAAGAAGCCACAAAUGAGGACAUGAUUCUUGGUGUUAAUGACUGGUUGGUGGCCAACAUAAAUAUGAAGGGCUUCUACAGAGUCAACUACGACUCUGAAAACUGGGAGGGUCUUCUCACCAAGCUCAGCUCCCAACAUGAGGAUAUUCCAGUGAUCAAUCGGGCUCAAAUUAUCGAUGAUGCUUUUAACCUUGCAAGGGCAAAGAUAGUGAACACAACUCUGGCUCUGAGGACGACCAAGUUCCUCAAUAAAGAAGUAGAGUACAUGCCCUGGCAGACAGCCAGGAGAAACUUGGACUACUUCUUCCUCAUGUUUGACCGCAGCGAGGUGUAUGGACCCAUGCAGGCUUACAUAAAGAAACAGGUCACUCCUCUUUUUAACUACUUCAGAGAUCUCACUCUCAACUGGACAAAGGUCCCUGAAAAGCACACUGACCAGUAUAAUCAGGUGAAUGCAAUCUCCUUGGCCUGCAGUACUGGAGUGGAAGGUUGUGAGGAUCUGACCAGUAGCUGGUUCAAAGAGUGGAUGCAAAACCCUGCUAACAACAAAAUUAGUGCCAACUUGAAGUCCACAGUGUACUGCAGUGCAAUCGCAGCAGGAGGAGUGAAGGAAUGGAACUUUGCAUGGUCCAUGUACAAGAACGCUACGAUCGCUUCAGAAGCUGAUAAACUUAUGUAUGCUCUGUCCUGCACCAAACAGCCCUGGCUGCUGAACAGGUAUCUGGAGUACUGUCUGGACCCAAAGGAGAUCCGUAAGCAGGACGCCACUUCCACCAUUGCUUACAUUGCCAGUAACCCCAUCGGUCAGCCUCUGGCUUGGGACUUUAUCAGAUCCAACUGGAAUCACAUAUUCAAUGACUAUGGUGGUGGAUCAUUUUCCUUUGGAAGACUAAUUGAUGGAGUGACCAAACGGUUCUCUACUGAUUUUGAGUACAAGCAGCUGCUGCGGUUCAAAGAAGACAAUGAAGGACAGUUUGGCUCAGCCACCGGGGCUCUUGAGCAGGCACUUGAGAGAACCAAGGCCAACAUGGACUGGGUGGCCAUGAACAAGAAACAGGUGCUUGAAUGGUUCACCAGUGAAGCCUCUUCCCCAGUUUAAAAACCCAAACACUCAGUACACAGUUUUCAGAUUUUAUCCUCCAUCUAAAAUCCAAUUUAUUAUGAAAUAUUAUGUAUAUUCUAAUUGCGAUGGAGAUUUUUAAAAAUGUUUUUAAAGUUUUGAUAAAGCCGUUUUAUGGAUAAAGACUAUUUAAUACCCAAGUCUGAUUUUGUAUCUGAAAAAUAUGUUAUUUGCUGUGUGUACUGUCAAACCCUGACAUCAUUUUAAAGAUAACAGAAUUUCGCAUCACGUGAUAUUCUGUGCUCACCAAAUGUAUGCAUCUUCUGUGGAUGCCAAUCUAUGAAAUAAAAGCC
Messenger RNA from Toxotes jaculatrix (banded archerfish), 3359 nucleotides. RefSeq names its product aminopeptidase Ey-like. Gene Ontology annotation, cellular component: cytoplasm. The record is from RefSeq and is a predicted model, not a curated record. The transcript has 21 exons. Gene Ontology annotation, biological process: peptide catabolic process; proteolysis. Bases 145 to 3045 code for a protein of 966 amino acids. Gene Ontology annotation, molecular function: zinc ion binding; peptide binding; metalloaminopeptidase activity. Lineage: Eukaryota; Metazoa; Chordata; Actinopteri; Toxotidae.